Molecule: messenger RNA, 165 nt
Organism: Dovyalis caffra
Lineage: Eukaryota; Viridiplantae; Streptophyta; Magnoliopsida; Malpighiales; Salicaceae
Source: the annotation of a GenBank genome assembly
AUGGGUUCCCUUGCCAUGAGAGAACGGAGAGAGACGGCUUCCAUUUUACCUACUGAUUCCCCUAAAUCCUGUGCAUUGAUUAAAACUGGGAAAAACUGUCAUUCUCAUGCAACUGUAGUGAACUUAAAAGAACAGGGGAACAAAAAGAAUGGAUUGAUUGAAUGA